CAAAGGCCCGAUCUCCCGCGCAUGCGCAGUCGAGCGCGCGCCGGCGUGGGUCGGGAGGCGAGCGCGGAGCGAUGGCCGCGUACGGCGUAGAGGAGCGGGCGGCGCCGCACAGCCUGGAGUACCGUCUCUUCUUCAAGGACGCCGCCGGUCGCUACAUCUCCCCUUUCCAUGAUAUCCCAAUCUACGCAGAUGCCAGCAAGAAUGUGUUCAACAUGGUUGUGGAAGUACCUCGGUGGACAAAUGCUAAAAUGGAGAUUGCAACAAAGGAUCCCUUAAACCCAAUUAAGCAAGACGUGAAGAAAGGAAAACUGCGCUUUGUAGCUAAUGUGUUUCCUCAUAAGGGUUAUAUCUGGAAUUACGGUGCUAUCCCACAGACUUGGGAAGACCCAGGUCACAAAGAUGAAAACACUGGCUGCUGUGGAGAUAACGAUCCGAUUGAUGUGUGCGAAAUUGGAAGCAAGGUCUGCUCUCGAGGAGAAGUCAUCAAAGUGAAGGUGCUGGGCACGCUGGCACUGAUUGAUGAGGGAGAGACAGACUGGAAGGUAAUUGCUAUCAACGUUGAAGACCCUGAAGCAGACAACUAUAAUAAUAUCGAUGAUGUCAGAAGGAUGAAACCUGGAUACUUAGAAGCUACGGUGGACUGGUUCAGAAGAUACAAAGUACCUGAUGGAAAGCCAGAAAAUCAGUUUGCUUUCAAUGGCGAAUUCAAAGACAAAGAUUUUACUCUGAAUGUCAUCAAAUGUACUCAUGAACACUGGAAAGCUUUAAUAGCAAAGAAAACUGACGGAGGGGAGAUCAACUGCACAAACCUGACAGUGUCUGACAGCCCUUUCUGCUGUAGUCAAGAGUGUGCAAAAGCUACUGUGGACGCAGCUCCACCAUGUAAAGCUGCCAACCCAAUCCCACCUGAAGUUGACAAAUGGUUCUAUUACCAAAAGAACUGAAGAGGGGUAGUGAGACACCUGUGCUCUCCUUAUGACCCAAGUCAUCCCUGUUCUGCACAGAGGGGGCAAGAAAGCAGUCCCAACUCUUUCCCUGUGGGGCCGUGCUCCAGCUCGCCCCGUCGGUUGAUGCCAUAUGUGAUGUGUAAAUCUUGGAGCUGUAAUAAAACUUGCAUUCCAAGGGUGGA
Cuculus canorus (common cuckoo) is the source of this 1129-nucleotide messenger RNA. RefSeq names its product inorganic pyrophosphatase 1 (gene PPA1). Gene Ontology annotation, biological process: phosphate-containing compound metabolic process. The coding region runs from base 72 to 944 and encodes 290 amino acids. The transcript has 11 exons. NCBI's taxonomy places the organism in Eukaryota, Metazoa, Chordata, Aves, Cuculiformes, Cuculidae. The record is from RefSeq and is a predicted model, not a curated record. Gene Ontology annotation, cellular component: extracellular exosome; cytoplasm. Gene Ontology annotation, molecular function: magnesium ion binding; inorganic diphosphate phosphatase activity.